Messenger RNA from Psammomys obesus (fat sand rat), 930 nucleotides. RefSeq names its product olfactory receptor 4K13-like. The coding region runs from base 1 to 930 and encodes 309 amino acids. Gene Ontology annotation, biological process: G protein-coupled receptor signaling pathway. The transcript has a single exon. Gene Ontology annotation, cellular component: membrane. The record is from RefSeq and is a predicted model, not a curated record. Gene Ontology annotation, molecular function: G protein-coupled receptor activity; olfactory receptor activity. NCBI's taxonomy places the organism in Eukaryota, Metazoa, Chordata, Mammalia, Rodentia, Muridae.
AUGGAUGGAGGCAAUCAGUCUGUAGUGUCAGAAUUUAUACUCUGGGGACUUGCCCACUCACAGAAUAUUGAGACCUUACUCUUUGUGAUAUUUUUAAUGCUUUAUGUCUUCAUUGUUUCUGGAAAUAUAGUCAUCCUGGUUUUAAUCACCACUGAUGCCCACCUGCAUUCCCCCAUGUACUUCCUAUUGGCCAAUCUGUCCUUUAUCGAUAUGUGGCUUUCCUCAAACACUACUCCUAAGAUGAUCACAGACUUUCUCAGGGAAAACAAAACCAUUUCCUUUGCAGGCUGCAUGUCCCAAGUCUUCUUUUCCCAUUGCAUCGCUGCAGGAGAAAUGGUGCUGUUGGUGGUUAUGGCUUAUGACCGCUAUGUGGCCAUCUGCAAGCCACUCCAUUACUUUACCAUCAUGAACCGGAAAAGAUGUACUGGGUUGGUGCUGACUUCCUGGACAAUUGGCUUUAUACAUGGUAUAAGUUACAUAGCAGUGAUUGUGCAGCUCCCUUUUUGUGGCCCUAGGGAUAUAGACAGUUUUUUCUGUGACAUGCCAUUGGUAAUCAAGCUAGCCUGCAUCGAUUCACAUGAUUUAAAUAAACUAAUGAAUGCUGACUGUGGGGUUGUGGCUGUAACCUGCUUUAUUCUGUUGCUCAUGUCUUACACAUAUAUCCUAAUCACUGUACGACAGAGCUCUAAAGCUGGGGCAUCGAAGGCCCUGUCCACGUGCACUGCCCACAUCACAGUGGUGAUGAUAUUUUUUGUGCCCUGCAUCUUCAUCUAUGUGUGGCCCCUCAAUAUCACCUGGUUGGACAAAUUUUUUGCUGUAUUUUACUCUGUUUUCACACCUCUCCUAAAUCCAGCUAUUUAUACACUGAGAAAUAAAGAGAUGAAAAAUGCUAUGAAAAGGUUCAUUAACAACUUUUUGGUCCUGAAGUAA